Molecule: messenger RNA, 2253 nt
Organism: Lagenorhynchus albirostris (white-beaked dolphin)
Lineage: Eukaryota; Metazoa; Chordata; Mammalia; Artiodactyla; Delphinidae
Product: small nuclear ribonucleoprotein G-like
Exons: 2
Coding region: 1-225 (74 amino acids)
Biological process (GO): mRNA splicing, via spliceosome
Cellular component (GO): spliceosomal tri-snRNP complex; U1 snRNP; catalytic step 2 spliceosome
Molecular function (GO): RNA binding
Source: RefSeq, a predicted model, not a curated record
AUGGCACUCAUGGAAAAAGACAGUAUUUCUAUGGCAUUGGAAAAGUUAUCACUAAAAUUAAGUGGUGGCAGACAUGUCCAAGGAAUAUUGUGGGGCUCUGAUCCCUUUAUGAAUCUUGUGAUAGCUGAAUGUGUGGAGAUGGAAACUAGUGGGCAACAGAAUACUGGAGUGGUGGUAACACGAGGAAACAGUAUCAUCAUGUUAGAAGGCCUGGAACCAGUAUGAACAAUGGCUGUGUUCAGCAGAGAAAUCAACUGCUUCCACAUGUCCCCUCCACAUUUUACUAUGAUAAAAACUGGCUCGUGUACAUUUUAUUACUGAACAUUUUUAUUAAAUAAACUUUUGUAAUAGUGGAAAAAUACUCAUUAACCUGGAUGUUUAUGGAAUGGGGUGUUCUGGAUGCCUGAAGUGCUGACUGAUAGAGGAGGACUCAAAGCACUCCUUGUGACUGAAAAGCUCCUGAAAAUGUAAUACCUCAAUUAAUAGUAAACAAUUGUUUCCUGUGUGUCGGGUGUUGGGGCCUGGAAGUAUCUCUCCCAAAGAGGAGAAACCUAGGAAUCUGCUGCACAUUCAAGUCACUUGGUAAUUCAACAAAAUCAUUUCAUUCUCCAAUGAAAAGAAAUAGGACUUAGAGAAAAAGCUGAUUCUAGGUUAGGGACAGGAAAUACACAAGACAGGUCUGGACUAUCUUGUAGUACCAGAAACUAAGGAAGUGCUGUUAAAAACAAAACAAAACCCCUCAAAACACCAAUAAUGGGAGUAUGUAAAAGGCACACGGGCCAGAAAGAGCUCCCAAUGGCCAAAGCUGGAAGAGUUUGGGCAAGAAAAUGAAGUAGUACUGGAUUAAACCUAAAAUAUAAAAUAAACAGCCCAGAGUCCAGACUGAUAUAAAGAAAGGAGGGAGAAGACAAAUCCAUGCAGAACAAUUUCAAAUAGCUUAUGUAGCUACCCCGCACUCAUGGAGGGGCUGUAUAACCUGCCACGCCUUAAGCAUAGGCUACGCAGAGUGAAUUCUUUCCAAAGAGUACAGCGUGGUAAGGGGAAGGAAAGAGUCACUUUACACAGAGAACCCUGAAGAGCACUGCCUGAGCAGGUGAUCAAGGGCAACAUCAACUGUGACAAGCCAUCCUGACAAGCACCCAGCCCUGACAUAAGAAUGGUACUUUAUCUCUGUGGUCUUCCUCCCAAAAAUAAAUAACUCAUGAGAAAAACGUCAGACAAAUCCCAACUGAGGGACAUUCUACAGAACAUCUGACCCUCAAAACUCUCAAGGUCAUCAAAACAAAGUCUGAGAAACUGUCAGAGCUAACAGGAGCCUAAGGCUACAUGAUGACUAAAUGUAAUGUGAUAUCCUACAUGGGAUUCUGCAACGAGAAAAAGGCAUUAGUUAAAAACUAAGGAAAUGUAAAUAAAGUAUGGACUUUAGCUGCUCCAUGUAUCAACAUUGGUUCAUUAGCUACAGAGGAAACUGGGUAUAUGGGCAUUCUUUGUACUAUACUAUCUUCGUAAUAUUUCAGUAAAUCUAAAAUCAUUCUAUAACACAGUUUAUUUUAAAAAAAGACACUGCCUGCCCUCAUGGAACUGAGACUGCAACUGAAUAGAUAAGCACGUUAUGUGAUUCAGCAGAUUCUGUAACCAAAUAUGUGCAAAACCCUGUGGAGCAAGGUGGAGGCUGGGUGGGGAGGGCGGUUAGAAAAGGCUUUACAAAGGGAGGAGGGUGCAAGAUGAGAAGUUUUCCAAGCAGAUGGGGAGUCGGGUAGCAUGAAAACGAAAAGAGCUCAGAGGCCUGAGCACGAGGAGAGGUGGGAGAACAGAGGUGUUAAGCUUGGUGAGAGUAGAGGACACGUGCAAGGGAGUGGCCAGAACAAAAUGGUGGAGAGACCAGAAAGGGCAGGAAUGCAGGAGCUACUGGCUAGGUUUCAAGCACGAUCACCUCGCAGGUAAGCACAAGGCCCAUGGAGACACAUUAUCUGGGAUCAAAUCCCAGCCUGUCACUCACUCCCGCUAGCUCUACGGGUGCCAUUGCCACUUGGUCCCUAAGGUCAACUGUAAAAUGGGGAUAACGUCACUGCCUAUCUCACAGGGACGCUGUGAGGAUUAUGUUAGUUAAUACCUGCAAAGCACCUUAGAACUGGGGCUACACAAUAAAUGUUCAAUAAAUGCUAAGUAUUGUUAUUGUACAAGCAGAAGAAUGAAUGACAAUCCAACCUCUGUUUUAAAAAGAGCUUUGGAGGCUGUUCAAGGUGGGCGGCG